This is a messenger RNA of Cordyceps militaris CM01, 1641 nucleotides long. RefSeq names its product iron-regulated transporter, putative. Gene Ontology annotation, cellular component: membrane. The record is from RefSeq and is a predicted model, not a curated record. The transcript has 6 exons. Bases 1 to 1641 code for a protein of 546 amino acids. Lineage: Eukaryota; Fungi; Ascomycota; Sordariomycetes; Hypocreales; Cordycipitaceae. Gene Ontology annotation, molecular function: iron ion transmembrane transporter activity. Gene Ontology annotation, biological process: iron ion transmembrane transport.
AUGCAGUCCGACAGCACAGCCACUCCGCGCGAGACGGAUGCGCUCCUGCGCCGCGUCGCGCCGAGCGAUGCCGCCGCCGCCGCCGACAACGGCCGGCGGCAGCUCGAGUCGCGUCUCUACAUCUCCCACACGCUAUCUGCGUGGAACUCGCGGCUUUUUGAGUUCGGCGCCGUCCUGUUCCUCGCCUCCAUCUUCCCGGACACGCUGCUGCCGAUGUCUGUGUAUGCGCUCGCGCGGAGCGUGGCGGCGGUGGCGCUCGCGCACCCGGUCGGCGCGUGGAUCGACCGCGGGAACCGCCUCGCCGUCGUGCGCGCGUCCAUUGUCGGCCAGCGGCUGCCGGUGGCGGCGAGCUGCGGGAUCCUGUGGCUGCUGGAGCAGCAGCAGCGGCCAGGCGGCGGCAUGAUGAUGGCGACGGGCAGCGUUGCGGGCUGGAUGGCGCUGCUGUGCGCGCUGGCCGGCGCCGAAAAGGUGGCCGCCAUGGCCAACACGAUUGCCGUUGAGAGGGACUGGGUCGUGGUCAUGACGGGGGAGGACGAUGGUUGGCGGCGAGUCAUUAAUGCCCGCAUGCGUCGGAUCGACCUACUCUGUAAGCUUCUCGGGCCGCUGGCGAUAUCCAUCAUCGCCACCGUGUCGACGCGGUUUGCCAUUGGAGCUACGCUUGCUAUGAAUGUGGCCUCGGUGUUCCUUGAAUACGGCUGCAUCGCCAAGAAUGCCGCGUCGCCAUCUGCUACCGCUCGCUUCAAGACCUUCAUUACGGCCAUUGUCCCCGUGGGAUCCCUUUCCGAUUACUUCCGCCACUCGGCCUUUCUUCCCUCCUUCUCGCUCUCACUACUCUACCUCACCGUCCUCUCCUUCUCGGGCCAGUUCAUCACCUUUCUCCUGUCCAUUGGCUUCACGCCGCUGCAUGUUGGCAUCGCCAGGACCGGCAGCACCGUCAUCGAGCUCAGCGCCACGUGGGCGGCGCCGCGGCUCAUGAACUACAUGGGCCCCGUCCGCGGCGGCAUCUGGAGCCUCAGCUGGCAGAUGAUUUGCCUGACGCUUGGGCUCAGCGUCUUUCUCCGCGACGGCUUCGGAAGCGAGGCGCAUCACGCGUGGACAUCUGUCAGCGGCUUGAUCGUGUGUAUUGCGCUGAGCCGGCUCGGUCUGUGGGGUUACGAUCUCUGCGCGCAGACCAUUGUCCAAGAGGAAGUCGAAGACGGCAACCGAGGUGCCUUCUCGAGCGUGGAGGCGUCCUUUCAGAACUUGUUUGAGCUGCUUUCUUUUGCGACCACGAUUGCUUUCUCGCGCCCAGAACAGUUCCACUGGCCCCUGGUCAUUAGCAUUGCAGCGGUAUACGUCGCCGGUGGACUAAAUGUUAAAAUUGGACGGGAGAAGGUCGCAUAUAACCAUCACCGGAAGCAUUGUUUCAACUGGCUCGUAUCAGUGAAAGAAUUGGGUGUGCGCCUGAGACAAUGGCGUCGAUUUUGCGUCUUGGCGCACACAGCCGCAAUGGUAGGCUUCCAGAAGGGCACGACUCAUGCAUAUUUGCGAGCGCGAGUCACGCGUGGGCAACGUCGCAAGACUGUCCACUCAUUCAACUCGGCUGCUGCUUUCGCCAGAGAGGACAGUCUCGAUAGAAUUCUAGGCCGAUCGGAACACUAG